Lolium perenne is the source of this 1972-nucleotide messenger RNA. RefSeq lists its product as uncharacterized. The record is from RefSeq and is a predicted model, not a curated record. NCBI's taxonomy places the organism in Eukaryota, Viridiplantae, Streptophyta, Magnoliopsida, Poales, Poaceae.
UGGGAGAGUGCGGUUGUGCGGAGUGGCAUCUUCAAGCCUGGAACCCCAACUCCGCGGAGGCUCCCCGAUUCCCAACACACAAAAACCCUCGCUUUUCCCAUCCACCCGCACCUACGCCGGCGCCGCCUCUCGGCCGCCGGAUACGAUGGCCUCUGCCCCCGAGGACAAGCUCGCCGACCUCCCCAGCGCCGAGCUCGUGGCCUACCUCUCCAAUUCCUACCUCAAAGCCGAUUUCGAGGCGGUUGCGCGCAUCCUCGUCGCGCGGGACAGCAGGAACGCCAAGCUCGGUGCGGAACUGACCGCCGCGCUCGCCGAUCUCGACGCACUGGCCGCGCGCGGGAGGGAGGCCACCGAGGUCAAGGCCAAACUGGAGGCCGCGCGCACGGGGAUCGACGCCCUGCGGGAGAAGUACAGGGCGCUCCUGGACGCCUUCCUCCCGCCGCGGAACGAGGUCGACGAGAUGGCGCUCACCAUGGUCGAGGCCGCCGUCUCGGACACGGUGCAUCGGGACUACUCCCGCGUUGAUGAUGAGGAGGCGGAGGAAGGCGAGGUGAAAGGCAUCGACUUUAUUGACCUCUCCAGCGAUGAGGAGGAAGGGGAGAUGGCCGAGGGGGGCUCCGAGGAGGAAGAUGAGGAAGACACCGAAUCGCUGAGCCAACGCAUCAAGCGAAUACGGGGAGAUAGGCCCGGGGAGUUGGAAUCAGGGAAGCUUGAUGCGCGGGGGCAGAGCAAUUCGGUCGGUACAUUGGGGAAUGAUCAGCAGAAAUCUUCGUCUGCAAGGAUAGAGGGGCUGGUGGCAACAUCUGGGAAGAUGGCCAGUAAGCCUGAGGAUUCGAAGGUGGAAGCUUUCGUGCAGGAGAGCCCAGUUGUGAAAACAGAGAAUUUUGAUCAGGGAAUGACCAAGACAAUGCUGCUUCCUUCCCAAGGGCCUCUUGCCAGCAGCGCUAUACAAGAGGGUUCUUCCAAGAUUGACUAUUGUAAAGCUGGAAUUGGCGGCAAAGGACGAUCAUCUGAUGGUGCUCCAGCAAGGGGAGUUAGUCAGCCAUCGAAGGGGAUUGCGGAAACGAACAAGACACCAGCGGCUCAAUCAUCAGCCAAAUGUGGGAAGAAGGAAGUUGGGGCUGAGAAAUGUGCAUCUCUGUCUAUACCAAGUGAGGAACCGAGGAUAACAAGGGAUGUAGUUCCAUUUGAACCUUGCAAGGAAAGCAAUGCCUAUGUCCAGGUGAAAAGGGAGAUGAGCUCCUUGCCUUCAGAAAUCACAAGUAAAUGGGACUGUGAAGCACCCGUGAUUGACUCAUUGUUCGACGAGGAGAUCUGUAUGCAAGGUUUCUGUGCUCUUUACCGCCAAGGAAAAUUAGCAACUGCUGAUAAACGAGAUGAAUUCAGGGCAAAUAAGUUGGCGGAAUUUCUUUUGGGUGGUGAUCUCCAAGGACCGAUGAAAAGAACUGUUGAGGAACUAAAGAAUCAAGAUGCUACAAAUGUGUAUUUUCUUCAGAAACUUACACUGGAUUGCUCUGAGCAGGUGUAUGGUAUCUUCAGGAACAAAGAAGAUCCAUACUUCUUUUGACAACAAGGAAACAUUAUGCAGAGGAGAUGCAGAUGCCACAACUCUUUAUAUAGAAGGUUAUAUUUUGGUGUGAUGUACAGGUGGCACCGAAAACCAAGCAGUAUUGACCAUCAAUUAGCCGCCCACUAGGUCCUCCUAGUCCUGAAAACAUGUUUCGAACGUACGAUGGAGCAUUGACAUGGUGCCUCUCAUGCUGAAGAAGCAUCUGAAGCGCAACUACUUUUUUUUUUGUUAUGCUAAGACUGGAAAUGUCGGUGCCUCGUAGUAUCUUCUGCAUGAAUGCAUGAUGUAGUCUGCCUCCCUUGCACAGUGCCUCUUAAGAAUCCUUUAAGUUGUGAAUGUUGGUAACUGAUGUUCAUAUGGUUGUUUCUGUGCAAUGCAGAGAGUACGGCUGCUUACUCAAAA